CAAUACAUUAUACAACCACAACUACAGCUGCUCCAACCACAACAACAGCUCCUCCAGACACAACAUAUGCUCCUCCUACCACAACAACACAUGCUCCUACCAUAACACAUGAUCCUACCACAACAACAGCUCCUCCAGCUACAACUACACCUGCUCCAACCACAACAGCUGCAUCAGCCACAACGACAGCUGCUCAAAUCACAACAGCUGCAUCAACCAUGACAGCUGCUCCAACCACAUUUACCUCUGCUCAAACAACAAUUUCUGCAACUACAGAAGCUCCAACUACAGCUAUGACUUCAACCAUGACUACAGGCGCAACAACUACAACCAGAUUAUCUCUACCCUCAUCAACAGUGGGUACAACCAUUGCAACUACUGAGAUGGAAAUAAUAAAAAGGCGACUGACUUUUACAUCUAACGGAGAAACCUUCACAAAUGAUUUGUUAGACUCUUCAUCUGAAGCAUUUCAAAAUCGAACUCAAAUUUUGACAUCCAAUCUUGAACCUCUCUACCGGGAACAGUUUACUUCAUUUCUGAACCUCAGUGUGAUUUCAUUCAGAAACGGGUCAAUCAUCAACAACAUUGCCCUUGACUUUGCAACAGCAUCAGCUCCUAAUAAAACUGAAAUAUCAGAAGUUCUGGUCAAGGCAUAUUCAAACAUCACAGAUUUCAAGAUUAACAUCACUUCAAUUCUUGUGCAUGAUGAACGUACUUCAAUCCCCGAGGCUCCAAGCACAACUACUGCUGCAACCAUGUCUGUACCCCCAACCACAUUUACAGAUAUCACGACAUACCCCCCAACUGAGACCACAAGUUAUCCAUUACCAUCAGGCACUAUACCACCUCUAACAACGACCCAAAGCAUAUUUACCACUGCUACAAUGUCCGAUACCACAACACCACCUCUCAUGUCCAGGCCCACUUUGUGUCCCCCAACCAAAACUUGCACAUGUAGACUGACAUCUAGUUCAUGUCCCAAAAGAGAAAGGUCUUCUUUACUCAAACAGCAAGACUUGACAACGAGAGUUGUGUCUUUCAUAUCUGUAAAAAAUCCAUUAGGAAGAGACAUGUUGAAUUCAUCAUCUACUGCCAAUGAAUCUUCACUGAUAAAGAGACAGCUUAGACCUAUCUUCCAGAGAAGGUUUUCUUCCUCCUUCAUCUCCCUGGAGGUGGUUUCAAUGAGAGAAAACCCAACCAUACACACUGCGAACCUUCAGUUUAGAAGCUCAUCUGUUCCUGAUGAUGAUGAGAUACAGGAUGCUUUGAUCAAUGCAACUUCAGUGUUUGUCGACUUCAAAAUUGAAACAAAAUCGAUCAGCGUUCAAGACAAAACUUGAGAUGAAAGAAGCCUGAAGAUCAUUCUCAAUAUCCUAUCUUUUCUCACACAGCUUAUGUCAGGCAUGUACAUGUUAGUACAAUGGUUAAUAAUAAUAAAACAUUUUAUUUAAAUCACUGUUCAAGAAACCCAAGGAUAUUGUAUGUAUAAAGUAAGUAAGUAAGGGGAGACAACACAAAUUGUCGGACUGCAAUAAAAAAAUACAUUUCUUCUGCUACAGUUUAAUAUCCAUACAACAUUUUCAUGCUUCCAGUGUAAUUAUUAGCUUUGGGCGUGUGAUAAGUAGAAUUUGUACUUCAGGUGAAUGGUUCACUAUGAAGGUUUGCAAACAGCAAAUGUCUGCAUAAUAUGUGGGGGGUUUUGAGAUAAAAACAUCUAUUGGUGAUGGAUGCCUCACUAAAUAAUAUUUAUGAUGAUAUAUCUACAUACCGCAUCAAAAAGCAUUACUUAAAACCUGAGUGAUCAUUGUAUAUACUUAAAGUUUCACUUUGGAAAAUGAAUAAAGAACUUAAACUGUGUUGUAUUAUUUUAUCCAGUCAUGGUUUUCAUAGCUAAAAUGAAUCUGUAAGAUUUAUGCUGAGUGGAAACGAAAAGUAAGGAAGGCUAACACACUUUUACAAGCAGAUCAGGUUUGGGCAGAUACAGUAUGUGAAAGGCUUUGUGUUUAUUUAGAUGAAGGAUCUCUUUGUUACUAAUUAUACAUCUGUCACCACUA
Messenger RNA from Cyprinodon tularosa, 2054 nucleotides. RefSeq names its product mucin-5AC-like. Lineage: Eukaryota; Metazoa; Chordata; Actinopteri; Cyprinodontiformes; Cyprinodontidae. The transcript is spliced from 7 exons. The record is from RefSeq and is a predicted model, not a curated record. Bases 219 to 1340 code for a protein of 373 amino acids.